AUGGAUGCACCUUUCCCCCCUUCCGAUGGAGCUCGAGCUCCUCUACCUUCAUCUUCCGGCCCGACCAGCAUCUCUUCGAUCCCCCGUCGUUCGUCCUACGCCUCCGUCCUGUCCGGCACCGCCCUGUCGCCCCCGAGCAACUUCUCGCAUCUCUUGCCCUCCGCCUCCACUUCAUCCUACCCCCCACCCAUUCAUCCCGAAGGCCGCCUGCUGAGGCACUCGGCCGCCGUGGAUGCAGACAUGCAGAUGAACAACUCCGCCUGGAGGACGUCGACCGGCGAUCCUCUUCCUCCUUACUCCCGCAAAUACGCCGGCUUCUCGUGCUUCGAUCCUUUUUUCCACAACCCGGGCGGCUUGUCCGAUCCCGCCGCCUCGUUCCUCACGCCCUCCUAUCUCCGCAACUCCCGCUACAUCGCCCGCCUCGAUGCUGCUCGACGAGCCAAACUGGCAUCCCAACGAGAUGCCGUCUGCUCCCCGUCCGCUCCCAAUAACCCUCUAUCCACAUCCUCGAGCCAGGGGAGCCUACCUCGGAUAGCACCCUCACACCGCGGCAUGACGUAUGAUAUCAUCGAGAGGGAACCGCCCGGUGACGACGACCACCUCUUGCCUCUGCCAUCCCGCUGGAGCGAUGGCGACAAAUAUGCCGGUCUGGAACUGACAAAUGGGGGGUUGGAGGUUCGAUACACGGGCCCCGUCAAUAAGCACGAGCACGAAGCCGCCGCCGUCCGUGCAGAUAAUCCGAUGCCCCCACAGUGUGGCAUCUACUAUUUUGAGAUAACGAUUCUCUCCAAACCGAAAGAAGGAAUGAUCGGAAUCGGGUUUUCAAGCCAUAAAGCAUCGGUUGAACGACUCCCCGGGUGGGAGCAAGAAUCGUGGGCUUAUCACGGCGAUGAUGGUAAAUCGUUCUUUGGCGAAAGCCAAGGGCAAGGAAAACAAUACGGCCCUACCUUCGGUGCUAACGAUACCGUGGGCUGCGGAGUGAACUUCGCGACCGGGUGUGCUUUCUUCACUAAGAACGGCGUCUUUCUCGGCAAUGCUUUCCGGGAACUGCAAAACGUCAAGGUAUACCCGUCGGUGGGAAUGAAGAAGCAACCCCCCGUGCAUUUGGCCGCAAACUUCGGUCAGCAACCGUUCAUGUUCGAUAUCGACGGCAUGGUCAAGGAAGAAAAAACCUCGAUCUACUCAGAUAUCCGUGCCAUCAAUACCGCCAACCUCCAGCCACCUUUGGACGAAUCCGCUUUGCUUCAAGAGCUCGUUGCGCAGUUCUUGGCUCACGACGGUUACGUGGAAACAGCUCGGGCAUUUGCUGAGGAGGUGGCGACGGAAUCGGCCGCCCUGGAGAACGGGCGUCAGGAGCCCCUCAAGAAGUACGAGGUGGAAGAGGACGUUGAAGCGGUCAAUCGGCAGAAAAUUCGAGCGGCUAUACUGGAGGGGGACAUCGACAAGGCCUUGAAGUAUACCAACGCCUAUUACGCGAAUGUCUUGCAGUCGUUUCCCCAUAUUCACUUUAAAUUACGAUGCCGGAAAUUCCUGGAAAUGAUGCGUCGCUGCCACGAGUUGUCCCUUGCGGCGUCCAAGAAGCCCAAGGCCUCCAACGGGGUGCAUGACAGCAGCGCCAUCGUUGACGAAGAGAUGGAACUCGACGAGCAAAACCACGACGGAGAUGGCUGGGAAGUGGACGGAAUGGACAUGGAGGAACCGGAGCACAACGCCAAAUCCAACAUCCUUCUCACCGAAGCGGUUCAAUACGGGCAGCAGCUGCGCUUGGACUACCCGAACGACGAGCGUGGAGGCGACAAGAAGAUGCUGGACGACAUCUUCUCAUUGGUGGCUUAUCAAGACCCGAAACGGUCGGUGCAUGGGCAUUACCUCGACCCUGCCGGGCGGAUUGCGGUCGCGGAGGAGUUGAACUCGGCCAUUUUAGCAACAGUGUCACUGGGCAAAUCGUCGUCGGCUGCUCUGGAGCGGCUAUACCAGCAGACCGAGGUUUUGAUCACCGAGAUCAGUGAAGAGGGCGGCGCCGGGGCGUUUAUCAACGUUCCCUGCAUUCCUACCCACUCGGCCACCACUCCGGCGGCCCUCCGCUGCUGCUGUGGCCGUAAUGACUGUGCAUUCCUUCAUCAUAAUAAUGUCGCCUUGGAGGGGCUGGAGAAGGACUUGGCCACUGCCGCUAGAUUGGGUCAGGCUUUACUCCAUCGCCAUGAGUCCUACAUGGCGGAGGCCGAGGAGGACCGUCAUCGGUUACUGGCCAACAUCGAAAGUCUCGAGCGCGAAAAGCGUCAGGCCCAGGCCGAGAACGCACGCAUCAUUGAAGAGAAUCGGGGCCUCCUGGAGCAGCUGGACGGCCUGAACCAGGCCGUGGCGGAUUCGGAUUCUCAUGCCAAGUCGCUGGCCGUCAGCUUGGAGAACGCCGAAGCUGAGCUUCGCAAGUUAACGGCCUCGGCUGCGCGUGCGGCCGAUCUCGAGGCGCAGUUGGCCCAGAUGGAGGUGGAACAGCUUAAACUGCAGGAAAGUCUGCUGUCUGCCCAGGAAGACUCCAAGUCGGCGAUUCAACGCUGGAAGAACGCCGAAUGCACUCUGCGAGACCUGCAUGACCAGGUCGAUCGGAUUGAAAAGGAGGCCCGCGAAGAGCGCGAUCGUCAUUCGGAUUUGGUUCAGCGCAUGGAGCGAAGACGGGCCGUGGAACGAGAACUCGACGGCGCUGCCGGACGGCUGAAGGGGGCGGCGGCAGCUCAAGAAUUGGGCCGUGACCACGGCGGAACGGUGGUGUCGCGCUUCGUGCGGGACAUCCUACAGGACAAUGCCAACUUGCAAAUGGGAAUCGUGGAGUUACGGGAGAUGCUCGAGAGCUCUAACCAGGAGGUACAAAGUCUGCGGGAUCAGAUUCUGUCACAUCAACCGCUGGCAUCGACAACGGAGGGUGACGAUGACGAGAGACCCCAGCAUGCAACGACAUUGAGUCAGGAACUUGAGUCGAAAGAGCCGCGCCGAGUGUCGCAAGAGUUUCAUAUCCAUCAUCACUACCAUACGCCGCCUGUAUCGGCCAGUUCAAAGAAGGACAAGGCCACGCUCUUCCGGCGUUCGAAGAAAAGGCGUUCGCUCGGCAGUCCUUCAGUCUUGCACUCGGCGUCUGGCACACAGCUGGCCCGCAAAUCAACGCACCGAUCUCAGUCCUCUACAUCCUCAACAUCGACUAUCUUAUCUCAAACCUCCGUCUCCAUCCCUCCAGGGCCCUCACAUCGAUGGUCUCUACAAUCGUCCACCGCAGAUUCACUGGCGAGCUCGCCGCAGUCGGCAUAUCGGUCUUCAUCUAUUUUUGACCGUGUGGAACGCGGCUUCUCGUCCCAAGCUACAAGCCCGGAGAGUACUGUGCUUCUGUCUCCUCUUAGAAAUUAUGGCUCCAAGAAUGGUCCGUUCGAUACGGGGCCUCGCCCACUGGAUGGGUCAGAAGGCGACGAUCAUUUGGAAGACGAUCUAUUCAACGAGUACAGCCUAGAUCUGGCACCACUCGAACCCGUCAUCCCCGAGGAACGAGAGGAUUCUUCGUCGUCGGUGCAGUAUGCGGAGUCUGAACGGGCUCGUUCGCCAGCACUUCCCGACGAAGCCUUCUCGACGCCAUAUCGGUCUCUGCGCCGCGCUGCCUCUCACGAGAGUCUCUUCUCGGUGGCAGGCAUGGACAUCCAUACCCCCAGCCGCCGUCCAUCACGCCUGAGCGAUCUGCCUUCCGCCGCCUUGCCCGUUCACAUGACACGCCGCAUCAUGUCGUACGGGUCCGACCGCUUCUCUACUACACCGGUGACCGCGACUACUACCGUCAAUGCCGGCCGCGAACCCUCCAGGGGCUCGGAGCAAUGUCCCCAGACGCUGUUGGCUUCGGUCGCUGCCAGCAGAAACCCAAUGCCGGAAACUCGGCCUGCUUCCCUGGACACUGUUCGCCCCGACUCUACCGCGCCCACGCCUGCUCGGAAAAUAUCCAUUGGUCGCCGUGUUGGCGGCUGGGUCCGAGGUCGCUGGGGCACCGCCCCUGUGGCGACCAACGGGGCCUUACAGCCCCACGCAGAGGAAAACGCGUCGUGUGCAUCCUCAAUGCGCUCAGAGUCCUCCAACCCGUCUUUAGGCCGCAAUUCACAGAACCUCAAAGCCGAGUCGGUUCCGAGUUUGCGGUUCCGGUAUCCAGGCGUCAACCAAAAGGGUCCGAUCAUGGGCUUCCGACCUUCUCCGCGAGCGCCAGCUGCUAUACAUGCCGAGCAAAUCGACGAGAACCUUCUGAGAGAGAGUCUAGCCGAAUGA
Messenger RNA from Aspergillus steynii IBT 23096, 4290 nucleotides. RefSeq names its product putative Ran-binding protein (RanBP10). The record is from RefSeq and is a predicted model, not a curated record. Gene Ontology annotation, molecular function: protein binding. The transcript has 8 exons. Gene Ontology annotation, cellular component: cytoplasm. Lineage: Eukaryota; Fungi; Ascomycota; Eurotiomycetes; Eurotiales; Aspergillaceae. Gene Ontology annotation, biological process: cell surface receptor signaling pathway; cytoskeleton organization. Bases 1 to 4290 code for a protein of 1429 amino acids.